Molecule: messenger RNA, 6120 nt
Organism: Syngnathus typhle (broad-nosed pipefish)
Lineage: Eukaryota; Metazoa; Chordata; Actinopteri; Syngnathiformes; Syngnathidae
Gene: kdm4b
Product: lysine (K)-specific demethylase 4B
Exons: 22
Coding region: 142-3864 (1240 amino acids)
Biological process (GO): chromatin remodeling
Cellular component (GO): nucleus
Molecular function (GO): histone H3K9 demethylase activity
Source: RefSeq, a predicted model, not a curated record
CUAGGUGUGGGCGUGACACAAAUCGCUCUAGCUCGCUAAAUGCUAGAGGAAGCUCGGGACACCAAAUUUGUAGAAAACGACAUUUAAUCUAUUGAGAAAAAAAAAGAGAAAAGGGACACGCUUCUGCAGGAGGUGUCCCCAAUGGCGAACAACACAGCCAUGGAUGCAAUGGUGCCUCCUCACCCUUUCCCAGCAUCACGGCCUGCAGCUCAAAAAGGGCUUCCCGUCCAGGAGCCAGCAGUUCAAAAUGGGAUUCCCAUCCAGGAGCUAAUGCUAACUGAAAUAGCUGAGACAGUGGUGACCUCAUACCCCAAUCCUGGCCCAUCUGCCACUGAGCCUCAGCCUCCACAACCACAUAUUGCUAAUGGCCUUGCCUCUGGUUCUGAGCUGCCCCAGGAUCCUCUGCCGCCGCCGCCACCACCACCACCACCACCACCACCACCACCACCACCGUCCUGCACUAAGAACCCCAACUGCAAGAUCAUGACCUUCCGUCCAACCAUGGAAGAAUUUAAAGACUUUGCCAAAUAUAUUGUUUACAUGGAGAGUGAAGGAGCUCAUCGUGCUGGUCUGGCCAAGGUGAUUCCGCCGGAAGGUUGGAAACCACGGAAAUCCUACGAGGCCAUUGAGGAUAUGGUGAUCCCAGCACCUAUCAUGCAAGUGGUGACUGGUCAGUCUGGUCUGUUUACCCAGUACAACAUCCAGAAGAAAUCCAUGACAGUGGGCGAGUACCGCAAGCUGGCCAACAGUAAAAAGUACUGCACACCACGUCAUAAAGACUUUGAUGACCUAGAGAGAAAGUACUGGAAGAACCUAACUUUUGUCUCUCCCAUCUAUGGGGCGGAUGUUAGUGGAUCCAUCUAUGAUGAGGACAUCAAUGAGUGGAACAUUGGCCACCUGAACACGCUGCUCGACAUGGUGGAGCAGGAGUGUGGUAUUGUCAUAGAUGGCGUGAACACUCCCUAUCUGUACUUUGGCAUGUGGAAGACCACCUUUGCCUGGCACACUGAGGACAUGGAUCUCUACAGCAUCAACUACCUGCAUUUUGGCCAGUCCAAGUCUUGGUAUUGUAUCCCACCAGAGCAUGGCAAAAGACUGGAGAGACUUGCACAAGGUUUCUUCCCUGGGAGUUCCCAAGGGUGUGAUGCUUUCCUUCGCCACAAGAUGACUUUGAUCUCUCCAUCAAUCCUGAAGAAAUAUAGUAUUCCCUUUGACAGGGUAACUCAGAAUGAAGGGGAAUUCAUGAUAACCUUUCCUUAUGGCUACCACGCUGGCUUCAACCAUGGCUUCAACUGUGCUGAAUCCACAAACUUUGCCACUUUGCGUUGGGUUGACUACGGCAAAACAGCUUCUCAGUGCACCUGCCGUAAAGAUAUGGUCAAGAUCUCCAUGGAUGUUUUUGUGCGCUGCCUCCAACCGGAUCGCUAUGAUCUUUGGAAACAAGGAAAAGACAUCAUAACGUUGGACCACAGUCGGAUCACAGAGCUGAGCAGCCCAGAAUUGGAGCGCUGGAGACAGCAUCGUGUCGCAUACAGAGCCAACAUUCUGCGGAGGGCCAUGCAUAAAAUGAAACAGUUCCGCCGUCUCAAGAUUGAGGAGGUGAAGGUGCUGGCAGAAGAGGGCAUUGAGUUAAAUGCUGCUGACUACCAGCGUCAAGUCGAAGAGCGGGAAGCCCAGCGGAAGCAGGAGAGAGAAAACCGUCUUGCCAGAGAGGCCAUGAUCACCCUUGAGGCCAUGGAGCGUAGGGACCAGGAGGCUGCUGAAGCUGCCUCACGAGCAACUGAAACCUCAGCUCAAGAGAAGGCCCAACAGCAGAGCAUGACGGAGGAUGGUCUUGUAAUAUCAAAAACGGCCGCCAUCACUGGAUUUCAAGAAGCAUUCGAACAGUUUGCUACGUCACGGUCUGUCUUGUCAGAUGACACGGAAGAAAUCAGUUGCGAGAAGAAAACUGUUUCUCAGGCAACCUACCCCAACAUGAAGGUGACCACGGAGGUUAAGAAGAGCCGACGCCACCCUCUUACCAAACCACCCAUCCGGUCUCCUUUGUCCGUUGUCAAGCAAGAUCCGAGUGGUUCCAAAGCAGAGCUUUCCUCACCCGAGACACUGAAAAGCAGCAUGGAGAAACAAGAGCACCUCUGGCAGAAUCGCUCCCGCAACUUCUUGGCUGAGAAGGCCUUCAAUUCUGCUGUGUCAAUACUUCAGCCAUACUGCGCUGUAUGCUCCCUCUUCUGUCCUUAUAAAAAGCCGCACAAUGAGCCCACCAAUGCAAAUGACAGCCAACGCACCCUUAUUCCAUGCCAUGGAGAUCGUACUCGUCCAAUCGUCCCUGAGAUGUGCUUUAGUGUUGGGACAGGCAGCACUGAGCCUCUCCCAACUAGCAACUACAUUGGGGAGGAUGGAACCAGCGUCUUGAUAUGUUGCUCCUCAUGCAACAUGCAGGUUCAUGCCAGUUGUUAUGGCGUCAACCCAGACACAGUCCAAAACAAGUGGACAUGCUCUCGAUGUGUCGUAGGCGCCUGGGCAGUGGAGUGUUGUCUUUGCAACCUGCGGGGAGGAGCUUUGAAGGUUACCAAAGACAACAGAUGGGUCCACAUCAUCUGUACUAUUGCUGUGGCCGAAGCUCGUUUCCUCAAUCCCAGUGAGAGGGAGCCUGUGGACGUCAGUGCUGUUCCAGAAACACGGAAAAAUCUGAUUUGCGUGUUCUGCUAUAGCUCGAGUGGAAAUAAGAACCGUGGUGCGUGCAUCCAGUGUUCAGAAGAGAACUGCGCAACAUCUUUUCACGUGACCUGCGCCCAAAUUGCUGGAGUUGUCAUGACACCGGCCGACUGGCCCUACGUCGUGUCUGUCACCUGUCACAGGCAUAGAGAAGCAACUCCAAAGCCACGGACACCAGCCAAAAUCACACCAGCCAAAAUCCCCAAGAGCCUGACACUGGGUCAAAGGGUAAUUGGCCGCAACAGCGAUAGCUGGUAUUACCAUUGUACCAUCAUCGGCAUGGCAACGCAAACCCUCUACGAGGUCAACUUUGACGACGGCUCGUACUGUGACAACAUAUACCCAGAAAACAUAACAAGUCAUGACUGCCUGCAUAGAGGUCCUCCUGACGUGGGGGAGUUGAUCGUGGUCAGUACGACCGACGGGCAAGAUCUCAAUGCUUCCUUUGUCAAACAACACACCCACAAGUUUUAUCAGGUUGAGUUUCAGGACAAAAGUCAGUUGUUGCUAAAACAAUCAGAGAUUCAUCUGCUGGACCAGGAACUGCCCAAGAGGGUCCGGACUCGUCUUGCCAUUCCUACAUCCCAAGAGGAGACUUCCUUAGCUGAUGGAGCGGAUGGAGCCGGAGCAGCCAAGCGUCGCUGCCUUCACUCCACCCCGAUUCCCUGCACCAGCGCUUUGCCGUCUACGUCCACCCAACACGCCAACACCCCUAUGGCGGCAACAUCUUCACCCCACCCGACCACCCCUGUAGCAACACCAGCGUCAAUGCAUUAUAGCAGCACAAGUAAAGUGCCAGUCUCACAGUUUCUGUGCUCCACGAGUGCAAGAGCAUCAACGAUACCAGCGCCCCCCAGUGCUUCUCCCAUGCUUCCCGAGGCUCCUAUGGCCACAGGCGGCGCGUUGUCCCAUGUUUUGACAGAGUUGAACUUGGCCUCUGACCCAACACUUAUGCCCGAGACCAACCCUUUCCAGUGCCAGUUGAACUCUGAUCCCCUUUUGUCGGCACAAUCCUCUGUACUGCCCCCGCCCCCGCCCGUGCAGAACACGUCAGACAGCUACACACCGAGCAGCGGCUACGUCUCCUACAUGGAGACCCUCCUGCAUUCACAUUUCCCCCAGGACGAGGCGCCAGGAACUCUGUUUUAGACAACAGCGCCACUCUAUUAUCAAUGGGAUGGAUGCUAAUAGAGGGAAAGUGUGGCAAGUGCUGCAAACACUGGACGUGUGUUGCAACAGCGCUCAGACAUGAAACCACUCUUUUAAUGCACGUAACUUUUUGACAAAUUUAUUGCAGUGACGCUUUUGUAGCAGCAAGAUGGGGUGGGGGGGGGUUCUUCCUCCCCCCAUUUUGUUCUGCUAAAAUUGUUAAUGUUGUUGUUGGUGGUGGAAGACAGUUUUUCCAGAAGUUAUUUUUAGUAUUAUUGUUUUGAACUGUCUCUGUUGCUUGUGUUGCCUCUGGGUGGUAUCAACUCAGUACCUCUUUACAAUGUCUAAUUAAUGGUUGGCUCACAUUAUUGGUGUCAGAAAGUUAAUACAUGAUCUGACACCUUUUGUAAGUUUGAUAAAAUGCAAAUAAAUGAAAGAAACAAAAGUUUUUAUUUUUUUGUUUUCGAAAAGUACAUAUAAUGCCGUUUUGUUUUGUUUUCGAAUAAUGUCAUUUUGAUCUUACCAGUGCCACAUUUUCUGGAGUUCGGCCAGUAGAUUUUCGUUUCAAUGCUGAUCCACUGGCUCUGAAGUUAAUAACCCAUUACAAGAUCACGUUUUGAGCAGGUACGGGAUCAUGUCUACCAAGUCUGAAGCGCCAAGCUCGUUGGGUUGCAGUUACAGAUUCGUUCUUAACGUUUCCACAAUGAAAGCGCAAUGCUCACCGGUCCAAUUCAUGUUAGCAACUGAAACAAAUAACAUUUUUCGAAAACGAAAUAAAACAAAACAAAAUGGCAUUAUAUGUACUUUUCAAAAAUAAAAAACUUUUUUGUUUCUUUAAUUUAUUUGCAUUAUAUUAAACCUACAAAUGUGUCCGAUCAUUUUGCCGGACCCUGUAGUUAUUAAUUAGGCGGCGUCCUGUACAAAAUCGUUUCGUUUCUAAAUGUACAAGUAACCAGCAACAUAAAGAUCUAUUUUUCAGUCGAGCCAAGUGUGGCUUUAAAACUAAAGUCGCACAUAUACAAUGUUCUUUACCAGAACAUUUUCACUAGUGUUUUCCAGCAAGAGGUUAAUUAAUGGGACAAUGGGUAUAAAAUGUAUUAUUGGUAAAGUCAGUAUUUAAAUGUCUUGAUAUUGAAUGAAGUCUAAUAGGAUACGUAUUCAGAUAAUCAGGCAAUUCAAGAGUUUGCAUUGUGAAGAUGUAAAGGUAGUUAAUAAAAAAGAUCUCAUAUGUAUUACUAUUUAAUAGUCAUUUGGUGACUCCCUUGCAAUACUUGUCUCAGGGUUCCUACAUUCACAAAAUAAAGUUGAGGGCUUUGUACUGCUAAAUAAAAGAGAAUUAGGUGAGGAUCCUCUGGUGAUAGCCCAUUAAAAUCAUCAAUUUCCUUUUUGUAAAUUUGUUGUAUAAACAAAGGAACCCGAAGGUAUGAUGCAAUGUAUAACUUCUAUGUCGUAUUAUUAUACUAUGUAUCUUUUCUAAUCUUCAUUUUAUGGAUUGAUGUUGCAAAAAUGGAUGUUUUAAAUUUUUUACAGGCUUUACUGGGCAGAUCACUUUGAAGCCACACCUAUGUGUUUGUUUUCUACGGCUGUUUGUGUUGCAGAGAUCUUAAACUACUGAUGGACUAUUUUCCACUUUCACCUUGUACAUAGCAUCGGUCUUGUGUAUUGUGAUUGAAAUCUGUAAAUGUCAAACAUGAACACGCAUUCUCUUAACUGAGAACAUGUUUGGUUUUGUGUCCCAUUGAAAUGAAACCAUGAAAAAAAGUUAUUUCUUAGGGAUUAAAGUGGCUUGCUCAUCACCAGAUCAUCUGUCUGUAAGAUCUCUUGAUGUCAAAGUUGUUUAUAUCCUUGGACCAAGAACUCUUAGUGAAGAGGAGAUGAAUAAUUCAUAAUUCAAAUACAUACAAGAAAUUUCGUUGAACUUGGAAACUGAACAUUUUCAUGGACAAUCCUUAAGAUGCAUAUACAAUAGUAUUCAAAAUAAUAGUAGUCUCAUGUUGAUAAAAAGAUUAAUUCAAGUUUUGGGUAUGUUUAUUUUUGUUGGAUGGGAAACAAGUACCACACAUGCUAUUUUUAGGCUGCUGGGCCGCAUGACAUCACAGUCUGAAAAGGUAAAGGGUCAACAUAGAAGCGUGUGGGAGUUGCUUAUGGUGUCUGGGUGCACUUGCCCAUCUUGUGUGCCGACACCGUGAGUUCGAUUCCCAUGACGGUAUGAAUGUGUGUGAACCCCCUCCAAAAUAAAAACUGAAUCGUUCUGCC